UUUUCCUAAUUAUUCAGUAGGAGUUAUACAUUUCUUCUAACAUAUAAUUUUUUAAAUAUAAUGUAAUUUACCAGUACUUAGAAAUAACUACAAUAUUCAUGCAAAAGUCCUUUGACCAAACAGUUUCCUAAUGGAUCGUUUAAAAUACACCACAUUUUUAAUUGACACAUACUUCCAUAUUCAAUUAUAGUACCCAUUCAAAACAAAGGGUUGAUCUCAAUUGCUUUCUCCAAAUAGCUGUAACAUAAUCACCUGUCGGUGUGGACAGAGUUUCUGCUGGGUUUGCUGUGCUUCAGUUGAGGGCUUCAGACAUUUCCAAAAUGGCAUAUGCUCUCUCAUGCCUGGCUUGGAAACUGCAGUAGUGCCUACAUUACCGCCAGAUGUGAGUUAAGCUUUGGAUAUUACCUGGCAAAUAUACUACGGGAACAAAGGACUUUCUUUUAUGCCAGGGUUUUAAUUUUUGAAUGUCUCUAAAUUAGAACCAAAAUGUGCUUAGAUUUCAAACAACUUACAAAUUAAACGUUUAAAAAAAAUUAAUAAAGAUUUUAAUAAAGUAUUCAUAACAGGAACACAUGAUGUAACCAGCGACAACUAUAUUUUGUUUUUGAAGAUAAACCACUUUUGUGCAAUUAUUUUAAACUAAGAACAUUAAUUCUUUUGGUUUGGUUAAUUUGGUUAUUUAAGAAUAUGGCUACAACUCAAUGAAAAAUUUAUGUUAUCUUGUAAGGAAGUUGAAUGCAGUUUUAAACUAUCUUUCUCAGGCAUAAUCAGAGAUAUAAAGAGUAAAAGAAAUCAUGGUGACUUUAUUCUGCUAGAUUGUAAAAUUUGGAUUUUAAUUGUUUAUGAACUUGGGGCGGCCCAAAAUUUCAGUUUAUGACCAAUAAAAAAAGUUAAAUCACUCCUGUGUUUUUGUUUGCACAGGUUAAGCUUCAAAUACAGGCCCAGCUAGAAGUGAACCUGGACUGUGGGAAAAAGCGCUGCCACUGCCCCAUGUGUAAGCAGGUCAGCCUCAAAGGCAGAGACAACAACAAUCAUAUCAGGUGCUGGAACUGUAAGAGUGACUUCUGCUUUCUUUGUAGGCAGAGGAUCACGAGCAGUGUCACGUCUCAUUAUUCUGGACCUUGCGUUCAGCACUCAUAGAGUGUUGGAUUUUCAUAGCAGUAACCAAUUUUAUACAGCAGAUGUUUUUUUGUUGUUUUUUUUGUAAAUUAAAUCUAUUGUAUUUGUUAAACAUUCAAUAGAUUUUGAUUGUGUUGAAAUUACUGGAGGCAUUUAAAUUAAUUUAUUUCAAAGCUCAUUUAAAUUUUUACCGUUAAAGUGGUUUUACAUUGGAAAUAAAAUACCUUUGGGUUUCUUUCAAAAUAUUUAUGUUUUAUAAUGGCCUGCUCUACAUUUGAGAUAUCGUUUGUUUUAUUUAAUUACUGUAAAUGAUGUGUAAAGCAGUUGUCCAGAGGAAGAGGAGUAGAUUAGAAUAUUUUUUUUGCUUUAAUUAAAAUGAAGAUGAAUGUGAAAUUAUAUUAUAUUUACCAUAAUACCUGAUUUUGAUUUGUUGGUAGAUGCAAGUAUGUAUUGUCCUGCAUUUAAUUUGAUAAAUACUAAUAAAAUAGCCAUUGUUUUGGAAUUGGUGCUGCCUAAUGCAAAAUUAAUUAUGUCAUUAAUCUUUCAAAGUGCCAUGAUCUCUUUAAAUGAAUAUUCACCUUUGUGAACUUUUUAGUUUGUUACCAUAAAGCCCAUUACAGUUGCUGCACAGAGUAUUCUUGAUAUACCUAAAUGUGAUCAAUUUAAUUUACAUUUUUAUAAAUGCACCUUAUAUUUAUAUAUCAA
This is a messenger RNA of Lymnaea stagnalis (great pond snail), 1824 nucleotides long. Lineage: Eukaryota; Metazoa; Mollusca; Gastropoda; Lymnaeidae. The record is from the annotation of a GenBank genome assembly.